This is a messenger RNA of Malus domestica (apple), 1359 nucleotides long. RefSeq lists its product as uncharacterized. The record is from RefSeq and is a predicted model, not a curated record. Lineage: Eukaryota; Viridiplantae; Streptophyta; Magnoliopsida; Rosales; Rosaceae. Gene Ontology annotation, biological process: negative regulation of translation; mRNA catabolic process. Gene Ontology annotation, cellular component: CCR4-NOT core complex; P-body; CCR4-NOT complex.
GUACUUGUUUUCUUCACUCUCUCUCCUCUCUCUAGACAGAAAGCUGAGAGCGAACUGUGGAAAAGCAAUGGCAAAAGCUGAGAGCUUUGACAACUUCCUGCUGUGAAAUGGCGAGUCUCUGCUAGUUUGUGGAGAUGAGCGCACCGUUUGGAGGCCCGAUCGGUUCUAACCCCAGUGCUGCCGGAGCCCAGCCGAACAGGGACCCGAACAUGGCGUCGGCGGAGCAGUUGGUGCUCGAACUCAGCAACCCCCAACUUCGUGAAAACGCGCUCCUUGAACUCUCCAAGAAGAGAGAAUUAUUUCAAGAUUUGGCUCCAUUGUUGUGGAAUUCUUUUGGUACUAUAGCUGCUCUGUUACAGGAGAUAGUUUCAAUAUACCCUGUUCUGUCCCCACCAAAUUUAACUCCUGCCCAAUCAAAUCGAGUUUGCAAUGCUCUAGCGCUUCUUCAGUGUGUGGCAUCACACCCAGACACAAGGAUGUUGUUCCUUAACGCUCAUAUACCUUUAUAUUUGUACCCUUUCCUUAAUACAACAAGCAAGUCAAGGCCUUUCGAGUACUUGAGACUCACUAGCUUAGGAGUCAUUGGUGCCUUAGUGAAGGUCGACGAUACAGAAGUGAUUAGUUUUCUUCUAUCAACUGAAAUAAUCCCGUUGUGCCUGCGAACUAUGGAAAUGGGUAGUGAACUGUCAAAAACAGUGGCGACAUUUAUUGUUCAAAAGAUUUUGUUGGAUGACGUAGGCUUGGAUUAUAUCUGUACUACAGCUGAGCGUUUUUUCGCAGUGGGUCGAGUCUUGGGAACCAUGGUUGCAUCACUUGCUGACCAGCCUUCAUCUCGCUUGCUAAAACAUAUUAUCCGAUGUUAUCUACGAUUGUCAGAUAACCCAAGGGCUUGUGAUGCUUUGAGGAGCUGUCUUCCCGAUAUGUUGAGAGAUGCUACCUUCAGUGUUUCCCUCCGUGAAGAUCCAACGACAAGGAGAUGGCUGCAGCAGUUGCUUCACAACGUUGGUGUUAGUCGGGUUCCUGCGCUUCAGGGUGGAGGAGGAUUUGAUCAGAUGAUGAUGAACUAAUGCAAAUAAUUCGGUGUCGUCUUUGGGCUGCCAUCUGUUGCAUAAUGCAUCAGAGAGGGCUGGAUGCUUUUUAAUUUAUCUGUCUCAAUGCUAAUUGGCCAACUCUUUUAUCUUUCUCUGUAAUUUGCAAAAUGUUUCUUCUGUAACUUGGUCUGAGCAGGCCAAGUUUAAACUAUUGACUUCGCUUGAAGUCGAUUGUUCCCGGAAGAAAUAAAUGGUCUUCUUAGUUGGUUCAUCUCUAAUGUUGAAUUGUGGCAAAAUUAUGAAUAAAGUGAACCUUUUUUUCUGUAAA